Messenger RNA from Aphidius gifuensis, 631 nucleotides. Its product is annotated as heat shock factor-binding protein 1. The record is from RefSeq and is a predicted model, not a curated record. The coding region runs from base 128 to 382 and encodes 84 amino acids. Gene Ontology annotation, cellular component: cytosol; nucleus. Gene Ontology annotation, biological process: cellular heat acclimation. NCBI's taxonomy places the organism in Eukaryota, Metazoa, Arthropoda, Insecta, Hymenoptera, Braconidae. The transcript is spliced from 3 exons. Gene Ontology annotation, molecular function: transcription corepressor activity.
ACUGAGUUCUGACACAUCAAAUGAGUCAGCCACGAGCCCGGCAAGUUGUAGUACAAAUAUCUCAGAGUGCAUCAAGGUUAUGCAAAAUUUAUUAACAAUUACUUAAAUAAUAUAUUGACAAACAACAAUGGCUGAUGUUAAACAAGAACACAAACCUGAAGAUGGUGAAAAUUAUCCCAUCAGCAACAACACAGAUCCAAAAAAUAUGCAAGAAUUAACACAAUUUGUUCAAACAUUGCUCCAAGGAAUGCAAGAUAAAUUUCAGUCAAUGUCUGAUCAAAUAAUCGGAAGAAUAGAUGAAAUGGGCAAUCGAAUUGAUGAUCUUGAAAAAAAUAUUGCUGACUUGAUGACCCAGGCUGGUGUUGAAGGAACUGACAAAUGAAUACCAUCCAAAAAUAAAAAUAUAUAUCACAGUAAUCACAAUUAAAUUAUCAAUUAAAAUACUAACACUAAUUAAAAAUAAUAAAGUUUUUUUUUUUCAUUAUAUUUUUCUUAUUUAUGCAAUGAUUUUAUUGUUAUUUAUUAUUUUUUAAUUAUGAAUAAAUUAUUACCUGAUUCAGGAGAUAAAGGAUAUUGUUUUAAUUGUGCUUGAUGUUAAUAAUUUUUGUAAUGGUGCAAUGACAGGUACUGG